AUAAAUUUCCACAAAACAUUGUAUAAAAUAUAUUUUUAAUGCACACAAAGCUAAACCUUAAUUCAUGUUCUCCAAACAAAUUUUUUUUUUUUUGCAUUUUAAAAAUAUAAUAAGAAGGCUUUUUUAAGAUGGUAGCCAAAGUAGAUACAUAUUCCAUGGCUGCUUGCGCUCAUGUGCAGGUUCCUUUUCUGAACAGGGGAAGGUAGGGAUAAACAACAAGGAAAGAUCGCCGUCUGCUUCUGCGAACAACAUCAGGAGGCCACGCGUAACGCGUCGGCGAAACUAAAGCUUGCCCACUAGCGGAAAGUCUCUUUCGCGUUUGCAGACGCCAUUCUUCCAGCAAGAAAAAGAAAAUUCAAGCACUCCCACUUUCCCCUCUUCCUCUCGUAGCACAGAACGAGAGGGUGGGGUUGAAUUUGUUCUCCUUUCUGUAUUUCUUUUGUGGGGCUGAAUUUGGUUGUGGGUAACCGUCGCCAUGAACGAGAAGGCCGGCGUUUCCAAGGAGCUUAAUGCGAAGCACAGAAAGAUAUUGGAUGGACUUCUGAAAUUACCAGAGAACAGGGAAUGUGCCGACUGCAAAAGCAAAGGCCCAAGAUGGGCUAGUGUAAACCUGGGAAUCUUCAUAUGCAUGCAAUGUUCAGGGAUUCAUAGAAGUCUUGGAGUACACAUAUCAAAGGUCAGAUCUGCUACGCUGGACACAUGGCUUCCAGAUCAGGUUGCAUUUAUCCAAUCAAUGGGGAAUGAGAAAUCAAAUAGCUACUGGGAGGCAGAGCUACCGCCUAACUAUGACAGAGUUGGAAUAGAGAAUUUCAUUCGUGCAAAGUAUGAGGAGAAAAGAUGGGUUCCCAGGGAUGGAAAAACAAGAUCACCUUCAAACUUGGUUGAAGAGAAGACUUCAGUUCAUAGAUUGAGAACUGGGAGCAGUGGUGGGCAUGGUUAUACCAAUCAUAGUGAUCACUCUUCUGUAGAGAGGAAGAACACCCAUCUGCCCAAUACAAACAACAGUUUUCCUAGUACAAAAAAUAGUAUUCCAGUGCUACCUAAAGUAUCUGAACAGGUCACUCUUGAUCCAAAACCACAAGAUGUUAUGCAAAAUUCAGAAACAGCAUUCUCAAAGACUGAACCAGUUAAACCAGCAGCUAACAUUAGCUCAGUUGUCUCACCACCCAAAGUUGAUUAUGCUACUGAUCUUUUCAACAUGUUGUCUAUGGAUGACUCUAGAGAAAAUGGCUCCGAGACUUCUUCUGCAGAUGACAAUGCAUGGGCCGGAUUUCAGACUGCUGAAGCAACAUCAGCUCCAGAGAAAAUUGUUUCAUCAAAAUCAACUGAAGGAAAAACCCAAUCCAGUUCUGGAUUUGAGGAUCUAUUUAAAGAUGCACCUUCAUUCCAGCCUCUUCUUUCAGAGAAACAAAAGGAUGUGAAGAAUGACAUUAUGAACCUUUUUGAAAAGACGAAUAUGGUUUCUCCAUUUUCUGUCCAUCAACAACAACUUGCAAUGCUAGCCCAACAGCAGUCUUUUCUCAUGGCUGCUGCAGCAAAAACUAAUGGUGGGUCCCAGACAUUUCCUGGCAAUUUGCAUCUACCUGUCUCCAACGGUGUCCAUUUACCUGCUCAGAAUUGGACUGGCAUUGGCCAUCAAGUUCCUGGACCAGCAAUGCCACUACCUGAGUUACAAAAGAAUAUGCAGAUGGGAAGUAUUCAGCCAUCUCUUCCUGCAAGAAAUGCUGUUCCUUUUGCAACAUCCAGCGUGUAUACUGCAAGGGCAGUAGCCCCAGUGAGCAGUGUGGCGACAACUGGAGCAACUAGGCCUCCUUCAGCAUCGCCAGUAUCGUCUGGAAAAGAUUACGAUUUUUCAUCCUUAACGCAUGGGAUGUUUACGAAACGUUGAGCAAUUGCUGCCCAGACUUGGGAGAACCGAUUUUUUAUUUCUUUUUCUUUUCACAUAGCAGAAAUAGUAAAAUUGAAGGGAAAUUAGCAUUUGAGGGGGGUGCUUUGUUGUGGUGUUGUUUAGUUCUUGUUGUGGGUUGGGCGCUCUUCGAUAUUCGCGAGGGCAAAGAAUCCAUUUUAUUUGGUUGGUGCUGUAUGGUUUCAUUUGUAUGGGCAGUUUGUUAUAAUAAAGUUGGCUUCAAAUUGCUUGGAGUUGCAUUUGAUAUGGA
Messenger RNA from Malania oleifera, 2156 nucleotides. Its product is annotated as ADP-ribosylation factor GTPase-activating protein AGD5-like. NCBI's taxonomy places the organism in Eukaryota, Viridiplantae, Streptophyta, Magnoliopsida, Santalales, Ximeniaceae. The transcript is spliced from 11 exons. Gene Ontology annotation, molecular function: GTPase activator activity. The record is from RefSeq and is a predicted model, not a curated record. Bases 476 to 1888 code for a protein of 470 amino acids.